CACUGUCCUGAUUCCAUCGUGUCUUCUCCUUGCACGUUUUACGCUCAGCCCACCCUCCCAAUUGAGUUAGUUGUAAAGAAAAAAAAACAGUUAAAUAAAUUAUACAGGACUUAACGCCCCCCUUCCCCUUCACCUCUCCUCUUUCUCCCCCCCUUCGCAAAUAACUAACAUUACCACCGCCUUCGUUCUCCACAUGCAGCAUCGGAGUCCUGGGCCCCGGCGCACCGGCUCCAGCCAUGUCGGCGAGGAAUACAGCGGCUGGCGGCGGUGACGGAGCGAUAGAGGAAAAGACAGGAGACGCAUUAGAGGAAGAACCCCAGGGCCUCUCUGUCUCUCUGUCUGGUUUGAUGACCCCCUCCUCAGCCGCCGGCAUGGCCUCGGGCAUAGAGCUGCCCAGGAAACGGAAAGGCAGCAUGGACAACGCGGAAACAAAAUCCGCAUCAAAUCUAGAGGAGGAUAUGGAGGACGAUCAGGGAAGAUCGGAAGGAGAUGACCAGCAAUUAAAAAUUAAGUGUAUCAGAGAACCUCACAGUCAGAUUGAGAAACGACGGCGAGAUAAGAUGAAUAACUUGAUUGACGAGUUGGCAGCGAUGAUACCCACCUGUAACCCCAUGUCCCGCAAACUUGACAAACUCACUGUGUUACGAAUGGCUGUCCAGCACCUCAAAUCACUCAAAGGAGCGACCAGCUCAUUUGCAGAAGCCAAUUACAAACCUGCAUUCCUCCCAGACGAUGAGCUCAAACACCUUGUCCUAAGGGCUGCAGAUGGAUUUCUCUUUGUGGUUGGCUGUGACCGUGGAAAAAUAAUCUUUGCAUCAGAAUCAGUUUCAAAAAUCCUGAACUACAGUCCGACGGAGUUAAUUGGACAGAGCCUGUUUGAUUAUGUUCAUCCAAAGGACAUUGGUAAACUGAAGGAACAGCUGUCCGCCACUGAACUCUACCCGCGGGAGCGCCUCAUCGACGCCAAAACGGGAUUGCAGGUGCAGGCUGAGCUCCCCGUCGGAGCAGCUCGACUUUGCUCUGGAGCCCGGCGCUCAUUCUUCUGCCGAAUGAAGUACAACAAAGUUACCAUCAAAGAGGAGAAGGUCUUUCAGGCUGGGGCCUCAAAAAAGAAAGAGUCACAGCGGUACUGCACUGUGCACUGCACGGGCUACAUGCGUACCUGGCCCAAGCGCCAGCUGGGCACGGAGGGGGAGGCUGAGGCGGAUAAAGAGAGCUCCCAUUUCAGCUGCCUGGUAGCAGUGGGCCGCAUGCACCCCCACACCCUCCCGCAGGCCAACGGAGAGAUCAAGGUCAAGCCCACCGAAUUUGUCACCCGCUACGCCAUGGAUGGCAAAUUCACCUUUGUUGAUCAACGAGCCACCUCCAUUCUGGGUUACUUACCCCAGGAGCUGCUAGGCACAUCCUGCUAUGAAUACUUCCAUCUGGAUGACCUGCCUCAUUUGGCAGAUAGACACCGGAAAGUGUUGAGAAGUAAAGAGAAGAUUGAGACAAACUGCUAUAAGUUUAAAACAAAAUAUGGCUCUUUCGUCACCUUACAAAGUCAGUGGUUUAGUUUUAUAAAUCCCUGGACCAAAGAAGUUGAAUACAUAGUGUCAACCAACACAGUUAUAUCUGGUAAAAGUAAUCCAGGUAGAUCAGGGGAUAAAGCUGAGCAGCCUAGCAGUUCCAAGGCCUCGGAGGAUGAUGCUAAGAAGUCCCAACAAGUUCCAAUCAUCCCAGGUAUCUCCAGUGCAUCAGGCAUGAUUUACGCUGGGUGCAUAGGGACCCAAAUUGCUAAUGAGAUUAUGGACUAUAAUAGGAUGAACUCCUCACCAUCCAGCGGUAAUACAAGUCCCUUCAGUGUACCGCAGGAUAAGUCUCCACUGGCCCUUGCGCAGGCCAGCAGCAAGGUGCCAAAUGGGGAAGCAACAGAUGUGGAGAUGACUGGCAAAUCAGGCUCAGUGGAGGAAGUGAGGGGUGGGGCCUUCACAGCGGGAGAAAAUCUGAUGGAGGGGAGCUCUCAGUUGGAUCUGGAGAGUGUUCCUGGUUUGGGUGCUCUGAGCACUGACGAGGCAGCCAUGGCAGUCAUUAUGAGCUUACUGGAAACAGAUGCCAACCUGGGUGAGGCCGUGGAUUUUGACGAGUUGCACUGGUCUCUGUGAACAUUUUUUUUUUAAAGACCCAUCUUAUCUGGAGCUUUUUAAAAUGAACCAUCCAUUCAUUUUCACGGGGGCCACAAGCCUUUGACAAUUCUUUGUCUUUUAUGUUUUUAAUUUAUUAGUGUUUUUUAAAUGCGUUUGGACAAGCUGCAUGGCAUAUUAUCUGAUGUCUGCCCUUGGUGAAGGAGAACCGAAGGGGAUGGCCGUCUCUCUUAGUACCUUAAGCUGAGUACCUUAAGCAACAGGACCAGGUUUUAUAUGGUCUGGUGUGCAUUUC
Carassius carassius (crucian carp) is the source of this 2418-nucleotide messenger RNA. RefSeq names its product basic helix-loop-helix ARNT-like protein 1. Gene Ontology annotation, molecular function: DNA-binding transcription factor activity, RNA polymerase II-specific; RNA polymerase II cis-regulatory region sequence-specific DNA binding; protein dimerization activity. NCBI's taxonomy places the organism in Eukaryota, Metazoa, Chordata, Actinopteri, Cypriniformes, Cyprinidae. The record is from RefSeq and is a predicted model, not a curated record. Bases 237 to 2144 code for a protein of 635 amino acids. Gene Ontology annotation, cellular component: nucleus; cytoplasm; aryl hydrocarbon receptor complex. Gene Ontology annotation, biological process: regulation of transcription by RNA polymerase II. The transcript is spliced from 17 exons.